AUGUCAAACUUCACAGAGAGGACGGACAAUUAUCCGAAUCUGAGUCGUCCGCUCGGAUCAAUGAGACCAGAAUAUGAUGUGGUGGUUAUAGGAUCUGGCUAUGGCGCUGGAGUAGCGGCAAGUCGAAUGGCUCGAGCAGGGAAGAGUGUCGCGGUGCUAGAACUUGGCUGGGAAAGAAGAUCUGGUUCAUUUCCACUUACCUUCCCUCAAUGUCUGAAAGAUACAAGCAUCUUGGGUAGCACUGCAAAGAGCUCCUUCAUCUCAAAGUGGCUAUCGUCUAGAGACCCCACGCGGCUUUUUCAAGUAUUUUUAGGCUAUGGACAGCAUUCGUUUGCGGCCCAUGGGCUUGGAGGAUCUUCAUUGAUCAAUGCCGGAGUUUUCCUAACAGCGGAUGAAAGAACACUUCAGAUGAGUCCAUGGCCAUCGGAGAUCAGGGACGAUCCAUCUACGCUUGAUGAAUACUACACACGCGCUGAAACAAUGCUGCAACCUUCCACAUAUCCGGAUAGUUCAACCCCAAACAAACUCGGGCAUCUUCAAGAAGAGUCGAGAUGGCUUGGAGAGAAGAAUAAUUUCUAUCGGGUACCGCUGACCAUCUUUUUCCAUAAUGGCCCCAACAGGGCAGGUGUCCCUAUGCAGGCAAAUAGAGAAUCCGGCCAUGAGUGCACUGGUCUCAAUGACGGUUCAAAAAACUCGGUGGCGACAACUUAUCUUGCAGAUGCCUGGAAUUGGGGAGCUGAGAUAUUCUGCGGAUGUGAAGUUCAAUUUGUAGAAAAGUCGGAUGGCGGAGGCUACACUAUACACUUCGCCUGGCAUGGAAGAGGGAGGUCGGUGUUUGCGGAUCAUUUCAAGGAACAACUCUUUUGGGUCAAAGCAAAGGAAUUCUGUUUUCUUGGGGCCGGUGCUUUAGGAACUACUGAAGUCUUGCUUCGGUCGAAGCAGCACGGCCUCCCUAUGUCACCGCUUGUUGGAAGAAACCUCUCUGGAAAUGGCGACCUUUUGAUAUUUGGUUAUAAUGGUAGUGCCAAUAUCAAUGGCAUCGCCCGUGAAUCUUCGCAUCCUCCCCCUGGGACAACCGUCACUGCCGUUAUUGAUAAUCGAGUCGUGGAUCCACUGGAAAAUCCUCUGUCUGGAUACGUUAUCCAAGAUGGCUGCAUUCCUGAGAUGUUCAACCCAGUAAUCCAACUCAUGCUCACCCUGCAGACCUUGAAGAGCCAGGCACUAUCUUGUCUUCGGAACCCUCGACAAGAAGCCAGGAAGACCGUUGCCUCUCUCAAGUCUCUCCUGUUUGGUCCGUAUGCAUACAAUGGAUCUCUUCAGCGGACUUCAACUUAUCUUGUGAUGUCUCAUGACAGCAACGAGAUAACGUUGACCUUGAAGGAUGAUCAAUUGUGCUUGAGGGGUCCGGAAGAAGGACGAUCCGAGCAUUUCAAAUGGAUAAAGAAGAUGUUCAAGGAGCUUUUUUCUCGCACAGGAGCAGAUAUGGGGUUUUCAUAUUAUUACGGCCGCUACCAGGAGGAAGUCACAGUCCAUCUACUUGGAGGAGCCAACAUGAGCAACGAUGGAACAGGAUAUGGGGGUGUAACAAAUCAUCUAGGAGAGGUCUUCAGCGGCUCUAAGAGUGAAGUAUACAACGGCCUCGUGUGCUGUGAUGCAUCUAUCAUCCCGACGGCCCUAGGUGUGAACCCGCUGGCCACAAUAUCCGCCCUUUCCGAGCGAUCCGUCAACUUGAUCACUGAGCGACGUGGAUUGUCAAUUGACCUGGAGACCAACAAUCAACCUUUGAAUGCAUACAGCAAGCCUAGUGUAUCAUGGGAUUGCCAAGGUCAACAAGACACCAAGAAAGGACCCCAGUCCAUAGGAUGGCAGUUUACAGAGAUUAUGCAUGGGUACAUUAGUAUGGGGUCGGAGAUCGGAGAUUUUGCACUUUCUGAGAGGGUAGGGAAAGGCUCAUCUUGCGCGAUGCGGAUUUUUCUUACGAUCGAAAUCUGUCGACGAAGAGAUUUACAAUACCAAGGAACAUGCACAGGGACGAUUUCUUGUUACGCAUUAUCCAGAGCGACGCUCAAGAUUGUCGAUGGGACGGUGGACUUUUUCACGCCGCUACAACAGAAUGCCGAAUCAUCAGCCAUUUCAUAUCACCUAAAGCUUCUUUCGGUAGAAGGCAUACAGUACCGCUUGGAAGGCCACAAGCUCAUUAACUCGAACAUAGCAUUCUCCGUUAGAAAGACCUGGGAAGCGACAACUACGGUGAACGCCAAUAUCACUCGACUGGACGGGACACAUGUUGGAGCAGGGGCCCUUCAUAUCUCAUUGAUAGACUUCAAAAAGCAGAUGAGAACAUUUCGAACGACAGGAGUCUUCCAGCCCAGUCUUAUCGUGACUUUGAUGUGGUUCUUAUUUUCUUUUGUGUACCAUAUCAGUUUCUUCUUCUUUCGCCCUUUCGUCUACAUGCGCUUCCCUCGGAUCCCAACCAAAGCCACCGAUUCAAAGCAACCACCUUCUACCUCUUCCAGCAUCACAACAAGUGAUGGCGUACAAGUACGCCUUGAUACAUAUGACCCACUUCCUAUUCAAAAGGCAGACGAACCAGGACUCAACUCCAAUCUUUCACCAGUCCUGCUUAUACCCGGCGUCACUGGGGUCGGCGCAAUGCAUAAUUUGUUUUCACUGCCGUUCUUGCGCUGCAACAUGGUUGCGUAUUUCACGCAGCGUGGACAUCGAUGCUACACACUCACGCCUCGUUGGGGCAGUGAUCCUGCCGUUGCCCAGAAAAGCACUGUCUUCGAUUGCCGUCUUGACGUUGCUGCUGCAAUAGCUUACAUUCGCGACAGAGAGCGACAGAAGCCCUAUGUGGUAGCCCAUUGCCAAGGCUCUGUGGCUCUCUGCAUGGGACUGCUGGAUGGAACUAUCCAGAGUAGCCAACUUCUCGGUGUUACUGCCAACUCAGUCUUCAUGAACCAGGUCUUUGGGUAUUGGAAUUCCCUCAAAGGGAGAACGACUCUGCUGAUCCAGUUGUACGAAUUAUUGGCUGGGAAUUACUUCCCGAUAGCCAGCAGUGUUAAGAGUGUUCUUUUCCAACGAUUACUCGACACUCUCCUUCGUUUCUAUCCUGUUGGUCACCCGCGAGACCUCUGCACAUCUACGGCGUGUCGCCGGACAUCUUUCGCUUUUGGGUUGCUAUGGAAUCAUGAGAACCUUGAUAUGGGUCUUCAUGACAACAUUCACCAAUUUUUCGCGGGGACCCAUACAAAGCUUAUGAAGCAAGUGGUUCGCAGUGGAACUCGUGGAGUCUGCUUGGACAAUGAUUCAUGUCCCCUUCUGACAGCCGAGAAUUUGCAACGGCUGCAGGGGUUACCGAUUCUCUUUGUCUCGGGUACGGAGAACCAAGUAUUUAGUCCCGAGUCUACCCUCAAGGACUAUGAGUUGUUACGACGACAAUUUGGCGAGAGACUUUAUCGCAGAUUUCUAGCCGAGGGGUACGGGCAUCUUGAUCCUAUUGUGGGAAAACAUGCGGCCAAGGAUGUAUAUUGGAGGAUCUUUGCGCAUUUGAGAUGGUGCACCAAAGAGAUGGUAAAUAUGGAUUUGCAAGCCAACGAAUGA
Messenger RNA from Penicillium hordei, 3603 nucleotides. RefSeq names its product CAZyme family AA3. The transcript is spliced from 9 exons. Gene Ontology annotation, molecular function: flavin adenine dinucleotide binding; oxidoreductase activity, acting on CH-OH group of donors. The record is from RefSeq and is a predicted model, not a curated record. Bases 1 to 3603 code for a protein of 1200 amino acids. NCBI's taxonomy places the organism in Eukaryota, Fungi, Ascomycota, Eurotiomycetes, Eurotiales, Aspergillaceae.